This is a messenger RNA of Coccidioides immitis RS, 1881 nucleotides long. RefSeq lists its product as uncharacterized. The record is from RefSeq and is a predicted model, not a curated record. Gene Ontology annotation, biological process: regulation of DNA-templated transcription. The coding region runs from base 37 to 1881 and encodes 614 amino acids. The transcript is spliced from 3 exons. Lineage: Eukaryota; Fungi; Ascomycota; Eurotiomycetes; Onygenales; Onygenaceae. Gene Ontology annotation, molecular function: zinc ion binding; DNA-binding transcription factor activity, RNA polymerase II-specific.
GUCAGCAUAAAGCUUUGUUUAAACAAAAUUUCGAAAAUGGACGAAACUAUGGGCUACAAACAUAGCUCUCCGGAGCCAGAAUCUUCUCAGCACGAUAGUCCUCAGAAGCGCACGGCAUCUGAAGCCGCCUUGGACAACAAUGACGGAAGAGCGACGAGGAAGAGAGCUGCCAAAGCCUGCCAGUCUUGCAGAUCGCGCAAGGUUCGAUGCAGUGUCUCCGAUCAUGGAGUGCCAUGUUACAAUUGCAAACUGGAUGAGCUAGAAUGUAUCAUCCCGGAGCGCAAGAGACCAACACGGACGGCGAAGAGGGAUAAAUCCUUGGGCGCAGUGAUUUCUGAAGCCGUUCUACGCAUGGACAGCUCCACGCCAGACGCUGGAAGCGUCCCGUCAGACAUUGUGCGCAGACCGUCGUCUGCUACCAUUCCAGACGACUGGGAAGGGAAUUUUGGAUACAGCAUUGGUACACCUCCGAACUCAACAGGAUCUCCUGCCCACUUUGCCUCAGAACAUACCGAGCUCGAGAAAACUGAGUUUGUUGAACUACCACCUUGCGACGAAGAGCUAGCACGCUGGUUUAGUGUGAUGCCGGCUCGUGUGGUGGACAAGAUGUUUGAGUACUUGACUCUUCUCAGUCAAUACGGCCAGGGGGAUUCAUUAUCACCCAGGCCACAGCAUCCAAAAUUCAAACCCAAUGAAAAGGUCCGACUCAUCCCGCCGGGUAAUAGCACUAAGCGCAAAACUCUCAGCCCCGAAGUUCAAGAUCACCUCCGAUAUCACAUAGCAUCUCAACAAAAUCUAUAUCCCUCCUCACGCCCUCUGGAGCCGCCCUCACCACAGUCUCCCACUGAAGACGCGUGCCAGCUAGCCCUACACGACCCACAAAGGAACAUAUCCCUCCUUAAGCAGCUCCGCGACAGCCACGCGGCCGCCAGUCGCACGAUGAGCACCCUGGAAGCAACCAUCCGCAAGGUCGACGCCCAACUCACCAACCGGCGAGAACCCCGCUUUGGCUCGUCUCCUCCAAACUGCCGCGUUGCUCCCCCGACAUGUGCAUUCCCACAUUCCUUGGCAAGCACCAAAAAGACCCCACAGACACUAACGCCUCCGCCCGAGAAUCAGAGCGCGUACGCGAUGAGUAUACAGACGUUGCAGCAGCUGGAGAAGUUAUUCGCGCCAGCAGCACAGAGGGAUCCUGCGCCCAGUCACACGGACUACCGCAAUCCGCAGAGCCAGCAGAACGGACUUCCUGCGAAGCCGGAGGGCGCACUGGACGGUUUGAAUGAUGGUCUCGGUGGGCGGGGUGAAGACUUCGAGGAGACGUUUGAUUCGUUGAUUGACUUUGGUGGCGAAGACUCUCUCAUCCUUACCCAUCAUGCUGCCCUCUUUGGGCCAUCAAGGUUCCUUCCAUCGACUGAACUCAUUCUCCGUUUCCCGCAUAAUGCCUGGGCAAGGCGCUCAACGAAUUCCAGGAAAUUACUCCGCACUUCGCAGCGCGGUGCGGAUGAUGGACGGGUUGUUUCUGGAACCUCGCCGACUCCACUCUCCCCGCCUGCUGCGAUGUUUCUCGGCCGCGUGGAGCAGCGACACGAUGGCGCUAUUCUCGAAACCGUAACUGGUCUGCGAGCUGGUUUCGAGAUAGAGCUUUACGGUACUGAAACCGUACAGCUAAGACUCAAGCCAAUAGAACAUUGUAAUCCUGUAUUGAUACCGUUACUGACCUGUAAUCUCGGAAUCGUGGCAACGGCCGGGAUAAUAAAUCCCGAUGGACAGGUUCGGUUAGCCGACGCCAAAUGGCUUUGGGGCUUGCGACGAGGGUUGGCAUUUCGAAAAUCUGGGGUAGUGGCGUCGACUUCCGAGAGACCUUCGGGCUAUGCUACAUAA